Messenger RNA from Arachis duranensis, 1963 nucleotides. Its product is annotated as probable serine/threonine-protein kinase At1g54610. Gene Ontology annotation, cellular component: cyclin-dependent protein kinase holoenzyme complex; nucleus. NCBI's taxonomy places the organism in Eukaryota, Viridiplantae, Streptophyta, Magnoliopsida, Fabales, Fabaceae. The transcript has 7 exons. The record is from RefSeq and is a predicted model, not a curated record. The coding region runs from base 116 to 1351 and encodes 411 amino acids. Gene Ontology annotation, biological process: protein phosphorylation; positive regulation of transcription elongation by RNA polymerase II. Gene Ontology annotation, molecular function: ATP binding; RNA polymerase II CTD heptapeptide repeat kinase activity; cyclin-dependent protein serine/threonine kinase activity.
GCUUUCCUUAUCUGCUUAGUCAGUUAGUUAGUUAUUUGCUUCUACAACUUCCUAGUUUUCUAACUCCGUGUUUUUCGGAUACUCUGCUUCCGCCAUCCACUCCCGCCUCUGAAGGAUGGGCUGCGCGCUCCCAAAGCCGGCGCGAUCCCGACCAAAUCCCACUGCGCCUCCAGAGAGGCAAGGGAACAACCAACCCAGCAAUGUUCACGGCUACAUUCCGACCCAACAGGGUUGGCCGCCGUGGUUGAUGGAGGUUGUCGGCGACGCCAUCCAAGACUGGACUCCUCGCCGCGCCAACACCUUCGAAAAGCUUUCUAAGAUUGGGCAAGGGACUUAUAGCAAUGUGUACAAAGCCAGAGACCUAGUGAGUGGAAAGAUAGUGGCUUUGAAGAAGGUGAGAUUUGAUCACUUAGAAGGAGAGAGUGUGAAGUUCAUGGCCAGAGAGAUUCUUGUCCUGAAGAAGCUUGAUCACCCGAAUGUUGUGAAACUUGAAGGCUUGGUUACUUCAAGGAUCUGUUCCAGUAUCUACUUGGUGUUUGAGUACAUGGACCAUGAUCUUGCUGGCCUUGUUGCUGGCCAUGGUCUCAACUUCACUCAGCCUCAGAUUAAAUGCUAUAUGAAGCAAUUACUAUGUGGGCUUGAGCAUUGCCACAGCAGAGGUGUAUUACACCGUGAUAUAAAGGGCUCCAAUCUGCUUAUUGACAAUCAAGGAAUCCUUAAAAUUGCUGAUUUUGGACUCGCCGCUUUCUAUGAUUCCAAACAAACCCGUCCCAUGACCAACAGAGUCGUCACUCUUUGGUAUCGUCCGCCGGAGCUUCUUCUUGGAGCUACCUUCUAUGGUGUUGGUAUCGACCUCUGGAGUGCCGGAUGCAUCUUCGCGGAGCUACUUGCCGGAAAGCCUAUCAUGCCUGCCCGAACAGAGGUUGAGCAACUGCACAAAAUAUUCAAGUUAUGCGGCUCUCCAUCAGAGGAUUACUGGAAGAAAUAUAGAUUGCAAAAUGCUACACUCUAUAAGCCACACCACCAAUAUAAAAGAUGCAUCCUGCAAACUUUCAAGGAUUUCCCGUCUUCUUCAUUACCUCUAAUUGAUACUCUUCUUGCAAUAGAUCCCGAUCAUCGCGGCACUACCUCUGCAGCUCUAAAUAGUCAAUUCUUUAACACCGAGCCCUAUGCUUGUGAACCAUCAUGUUUACCAAUGUAUCCUCCAUGCAAAGAACUCGAUGUAAAGCUAAGAGUCAAAGAAGCAAGAAGGCAGAAAGCUUUAAGCGGAAAAGCUGUUGCAGUGAUGCUGCAACAAGAGUUAGAGCGCUUGAGUGCGCUUUGGCCAUUCCAGAGAUCCAAACAAAUUUAGAUCUUGAGAGCUAGAUUCUUCUUCAUCACCACAAUUGUUUUAAAUUUCUAACCGAAUGUCAGAGGUGGAGAGUUGUGACAAAUGCAAAUGCCAAAAGCAAGAGUGAGAAAUUCCCACCUCCACAUCAGGAUGGAGCUGUUGGAUAUCCAUUGAAUGCAUCAAACAGAGGAACUGUUUUAUUUUGUGCCAGUGACACUUCCUUUGGCUCAAAAACUUCAAGAACUCUUGGAACUAGUAUUGCUGCUGCUGCUGCUAGGCCUAGGCCUAAUUCCAAAGGAAGGACAUCAAACAAAGCAGAUUCGAAGAUGGUGUCAUCUUGGAAAUUUAUGCGUGCAUUCAAGCCAACAAUUGUUGGCCUUUCAUCUGAUUUAUUAUUUAGAAGGAAUUAAUCAAUUACUAUGGAUUUUACCAUUGCUUAGUGGUAUUUGUUCUUGUUCUUUUUCCUGUUGGUCCAAUUUUUGGUACUUCAUUUGACAUAAAAGUGUUUGUUGUAUAUAUCUGUAAAUCUAUAGGGCCAAAUCCCACUUCUGUACAGUGUUCUCGAGCACAUUCCCAAAUGGUUACAUUAUCUUCAUGUUCAUGACCUUAGAAGUGUACAUGUUUGAAAAGUUU